Otolemur garnettii (small-eared galago) is the source of this 6670-nucleotide messenger RNA. RefSeq names its product ABL proto-oncogene 1, non-receptor tyrosine kinase (gene ABL1). Gene Ontology annotation, molecular function: protein binding; ATP binding; non-membrane spanning protein tyrosine kinase activity. The coding region runs from base 1301 to 4750 and encodes 1149 amino acids. Gene Ontology annotation, biological process: regulation of apoptotic process; protein phosphorylation. NCBI's taxonomy places the organism in Eukaryota, Metazoa, Chordata, Mammalia, Primates, Galagidae. The transcript has 11 exons. The record is from RefSeq and is a predicted model, not a curated record.
UAAUCCAUCAUGGCGGCCGUGGGGGUCGGUGUCUUUCCCUGAGCAGAGCCGGAGCCAGAGCCGGUUCCCCGGUUCUGCAGCUGAGGAGCCCUUCCGUUGUCCGCGGCCCCAACCGGCGGGGGCAGGCUGGGUCCCUCGGCGGAGCUCGGGGGAUGUGACUGGCGACGGUGGUGGCAACGUCUAGGGCCGGGGGAGGGGGUGUCUCGGCCAGAGACCCCCCGGGCUCGGGGCAGCUGAGGCGGCCGGCUCUCCUCCCCCUGCGCCCGCCUUCCACCUUCGGGGCCGCGAGAGCCUUUCGUCCCUUACUGCACGGUCCUGGCUCUGGGACGCUGGGGGUGGUCUCUGUUUCUUCCAGACCUGGGACACCCCCCUUUCCUGAGGCGUGGAGAAGCAUCGCCCCCCGAGUAAGCCGCCCGCGCCCCGCCCUGGCUGCCUUCCUCUUUGCCUGGAACUACUCCUUCCUCCGGAUCCCGGCCCCAAGUUUGGUCACCGAGCACUCCAUUCAAAUCCCUUCGGUGCUGUCAGGCGGCCUCCCCUUCAACCCAGGUUGCUCUCGCGUAGCCUCUAAUGCCCUGACUUUUUCCAAUGUCACCUACAGCACCCUUAGUCUCAACUCAGCCAGAAACUUUAAUGCAAAGGGAAAGUCUGGAUUGGUUUCACAGGCCUUUUAAAAAGCGGACUUAAAAGUUGCUGGCAAUGCAUUCCUUUUUGUCAGAGUCGAGGGCAAGCUCUCGCUGAAAUCUGGGUGACCUGUGUCCUUUUCCGGAGAGCGGACUAGAGAAGCGAGAGCCGCAGCCAGUUCAGCAGGAAAUUUGUUGGAAGAUGAAGAAACUAAGCUAGGGGGGUUGGUGACUUCCACAGGAAAAGUUCUGGAGGAGCAUCCAAAGACGGUCAACGUUUCUUUUUUGUGUGGGAAUCAAAAUGGAUUUAGUAUUGUGGACUGUUUGCCGCAUCCCUCUGAAUAUUUAGGUUUAGGUUUUUUCUUGAAAAGAAAUUAUUAUUCAGCCAGGAAAAUAUACUUUAAAUCAAGAAACUUUUGGGUAGCAUUGCAAUUAUAUUACUUAGAGUUGAUAAACUGGGAAAAUAAUUGGAACUCCUGUUUACAUGUGUCAACUUAAAAAAAAAAACAAACUGCUUCCUUUUGUUACGGAAAAUCUCUUUUUGUGUUUGACCUCAAUUACUGACUUGUGGAGAUGAAGUGAAUGUGAAACCCCACUAGAUACCAUUUUUCUUCGAAGCUAACUGACCGUUCUGGAAUAUCUUGAAUCCUCUUCUGGAAAGGGGUUCCUAUUAUUACUUUAUGGGGCAGCAGCCUGGAAAAGUUCUUGGGGACCAAAGAAGGCCAAGUUUGCCUGCCCUGCACUUUAUCAAAGGAGCAGGGAAGAAGGAAUCAUCAAGGCAUGGGGGUCCACACUGCAACGUGUUUGUGGAACAUGAAGCCCUUCAGAGGCCAGUAGCAUCUGACUUUGAGCCUCAAGGUCUGAGUGAAGCUGCUCGUUGGAACUCCAAGGAAAACCUUCUUGCUGGGCCCAGUGAAAAUGACCCCAACCUUUUUGUUGCACUGUAUGACUUUGUGGCCAGUGGGGACAACACUCUAAGCAUAACUAAAGGUGAAAAGCUCCGUGUUCUAGGCUACAAUCACAAUGGGGAAUGGUGCGAAGCCCAAACCAAAAAUGGCCAGGGCUGGGUCCCAAGCAACUACAUCACACCAGUCAACAGCCUCGAGAAGCACUCCUGGUACCACGGGCCGGUGUCCCGGAACGCUGCCGAGUAUCUGCUGAGCAGCGGGAUCAAUGGCAGUUUCUUGGUGCGGGAGAGUGAGAGCAGUCCCGGCCAGAGGUCCAUCUCGCUGAGAUAUGAGGGGAGAGUAUAUCACUACAGGAUCAACACUGCUUCUGACGGCAAGCUCUACGUCUCCUCAGAGAGCCGCUUCAACACUCUGGCUGAGUUGGUUCAUCACCACUCGACUGUGGCUGACGGGCUCAUCACCACUCUCCACUACCCAGCCCCCAAGCGCAACAAGCCCACGGUCUAUGGCGUGUCCCCCAACUACGACAAGUGGGAGAUGGAGCGCACAGACAUCACCAUGAAGCACAAGCUGGGCGGAGGCCAGUACGGGGAAGUGUACGAGGGCGUGUGGAAGAAGUACAGCCUGACGGUGGCCGUGAAGACCUUGAAGGAAGACACCAUGGAGGUAGAAGAGUUCUUGAAGGAAGCUGCAGUGAUGAAAGAGAUCAAGCACCCAAACUUAGUGCAGCUGCUCGGGGUCUGCACACGGGAGCCCCCAUUCUAUAUAAUCACCGAGUUCAUGACCUAUGGGAACCUGCUGGACUAUCUGAGAGAGUGUAAUCGGCAGGAGGUGAACGCGGUGGUGCUGCUGUACAUGGCAACUCAGAUCUCGUCAGCUAUGGAGUACCUGGAGAAGAAGAACUUCAUCCACAGAGAUCUUGCUGCCCGAAACUGCCUGGUAGGUGAGAACCACUUGGUGAAAGUGGCUGAUUUUGGUCUGAGCAGGCUAAUGACAGGGGACACUUACACAGCCCACGCCGGAGCCAAGUUCCCGAUCAAAUGGACGGCGCCUGAAAGCCUGGCCUACAACAAGUUCUCCAUCAAGUCUGAUGUCUGGGCAUUUGGAGUAUUGCUUUGGGAAAUUGCUACCUAUGGCAUGUCACCAUACCCAGGAAUUGACCUAUCCCAGGUUUAUGAGCUGCUGGAGAAAGAUUACCGCAUGGAGCGCCCAGAAGGCUGUCCAGAGAAGGUCUAUGAACUCAUGCGAGCAUGUUGGCAGUGGAACCCCUCUGACCGACCCUCCUUUGCUGAAAUCCACCAAGCCUUUGAAACAAUGUUCCAGGAGUCCAGUAUCUCAGAUGAAGUGGAAAAGGAGCUGGGGAAACAAGGUGUCCGAGGGGCCACCAGCACCUUGCUUCAGGCCCCAGAGCUGCCCACCAAGACCAGGACCUCCAGGAGAGCUGCUGAGCCCAAAGAUGCCACCGACAUGCCUGAGGCUCCUCAUUGCAAGGUCCAGGGAGAGAGUGAUCCUCUGGACCACGAACCUGCUGUAUCUCCACUGCUCCCUCGAAAAGAGCGAGGUCCCCCGGAUGGUGGCCUGAACGAAGAUGAGCGUCUUCUCCCCAAAGACAAGAAGACAAACUUAUUUAGCGCCUUGAUCAAGAAGAAGAAGAAAACAGCCCCAACCCCUCCCAAACGCAGCAGCUCCUUCCGUGAGAUGGAUGGCCCGGCAGAGCGCAGGGGGGCUGGCGAGGAAGAGUGCCGGGAAAUCAGCAAUGGGGCACUAACUUCCACCCCCUUAGAUGCAGCAGAGCCAGCCAAGUCCCCAAAGCCCAGCAAUGGAGCUGGUGUCCCCAAUGGAGCCCUCCGGGAAUCAGGAGCCACAGGCUUCCGGUCUCCCCACCUGUGGAAAAAGUCAAGCACGCUGACUAGCAGCCGCCUCACUGCUGGCGAGGAGGAGGGCAGCAGCAGCUCCAGCAAGCGCUUCCUGCGGUCCUGCUCUGCCUCUUGCGUGCCCCAUGGAGCCAAGGACACAGAGUGGAGGUCGGUCACACUGCCUCGGGACUUGCAGUCCACUGGAAGACAGUUUGACUCAUCCACGUUUGGAGGGCACAAAAGUGAAAAGCCAGCUCUGCCUCGGAAGCGGGCUAGUGAGAACAGGCCUGACCAGGUGACCAGGGGCACUGUGACUCCCCCGCCCAGGCUGGUGAAAAAGAACGAGGAAGCUGCUGAUGAGGUCUUCAAAGACACCAUGGAGUCUAGCCCGGGCUCCAGUCCCCCCAGUCUGACUCCAAAACUCCUCCGUCGGCAGGUCAUGGUGGCUCCUUCCUCAGGCAUCUCCCACAAGGAAGAUGUGGGGAAGGGGAGCGUCUUAGGAACCCCAGUUGCAGCUGAGCCCGUGCCCCCCACUAGCAGAGCAGGCUCAGCCAUACCCGCAGGCACCAGCAAGGCCCCGGCAGAGGAGUCCAAAGCACGGAGGCACAAGCACUCCUCGGAGUCUCCUGGGAGAGACAGGGGGAAACUGUCCAAGUUCAAACCUGCCCCCCCACCCCCUCCAGGCUCUGCAGGGAAGGCUGGGAAGCCCUCACAGAGCCCAAGCCAGGAGGCAGCCGGGGAGCUAGGCACCAGCACAAAAACAAGAUCCAUGAAUCUGGCUGUUGAUUCUGUGAACAGUGAUGCCACCAAACCCAGCCAGUUAGGAGAGGGCCUCAAAAAGCCUGUGCUCCCGUCCAUACCAAAGCCACAGUCGUCCACCAAGCCAUUGGGGACCCCCACCAGCCCAGCCCCUACUUCCUCCACGUUGCCAUCAGCAUCUUCAGCCUUGGCUGGGGACCAGCCAUCUUCUACCGCCUUCAUCCCUCUCAUAUCAACCCGCGUGUCUCUUCGGAAAACUCGACAGCCUCCGGAACGGAUUGCCAGUGGCACCAUCACCAAGGGUGUGGUUCUGGACAGCACUGAGGCCCUGUGCCUCGCCAUCUCUAGGAACUCUGAGCAGAUGGCCAGCCAUAGUGCGGUGCUAGAAGCCGGCAAAAACCUCUACACAUUCUGCGUGAGCUACGUGGAUUCCAUCCAGCAGAUGAGGAACAAGUUUGCCUUCCGAGAGGCCAUCAACAAACUGGAGAACAACCUCCGGGAACUUCAGAUCUGCCCCGCGACGGCAGGCAGUGGCCCAGCAGCCACUCAGGACUUCAGCAAGCUCCUCAGUUCUGUAAAGGAGAUCAGUGACAUCGUGCAGAGGUAGCAGAUGCCAGCAGUCAAGAAGCCGGAGCUGCCUGCAGCACAAGGGGGGCCCGUCAUGCCCGUGACAGUGGUUGACAGGGGACCAGUGAGCCAGCACCUUGGGCCAGGAGCUCUGCACCAGGCACAGUCAAGGGCCCCCGUGGAGUCCAGCCCUACUACCUAUGUGUGCCCCAGCUGUCUCCCUACACUGCCCUCCCUAGCCUGGGCUCCCUGAGCCACCUUUGUCCUCGUGUUUUAUCUGUGGAGUCCCUGCUCUGUGGACUGCAGUGGGUAUACCCUGGCCCAUCAGGCUGGUUCCCACCAAGUGCUUCAGACUGAGCUUUCCAGCUCAGGUGGGAACAGUCACUAAGGAGUGCCCUUUUCAUUUUUCUCUCUGGAGACCCUCCUCUGGUGGUGCCUUCUUUCAUUUGUCCCCCUUGCCCCAAACAGAAGCCUGAACCAAGUCCAUGGCCUUGUCCCUCCCCCAUACUCCCCGCUCCUUUACCUCCUGCUUUGAAGAUAUGUUUCAAGAACCACAUUAUAGGAGGGGUAUGCAUGGCCAGUGCUUCCAGCUGGUCCCUCUGCCCUCCUCUGCUCCACAGGGCUGGGCACACUUACCUUCCCUUGUGUACAGGACAGCUCUUGAUUCGGGUGGGAAACAGGGUGCUAAUACCAACCAGCCUUUGUGUCCUGGACAGCUGGAAGCUAUCAUCUGUCCUGUCCGAGUCCCUGGACCCCAUCCUUACUGUUUUUGACAUGCUCUGCCAGGUCCUGGCGAAAAAGCUUAAGUCUUAAGGGUGGCAGGUCAUUGUUACUGCUGACCCCCCAGCAGAACAGGCCUGGGCAGGGAGGCAGUGGCUGGCUGGGUAAACAGCUGGUGCCAGGCUAGCCCUGGACUGGGCCUAGGCAGAUCUGGUGACCCAGGUUAAGACUUCCUUUCUCACAUCCUGGUGACCCAUUACCUUCCCUCCCUGGCCCUUUUCUCUGUGAUAAGACAGUCUCCAAUUUUCUGGAGUUCUUGAAGCAUUUCAAAGCUCUACCCUCUGCAAAGCCAUUUGGAUACGAAAAGGAGCUGCCACAGGGCACCAGCAGACAGGCUGGAGGCAGAAGAGGACUGUUGGCACCAAAAGCCUGACCAGUGUUAGCUGUGCUCUUGAAUUGGGGAAAUGUCUUUUAUUUAAUUACCAUGAGCAACACUUGGCUUCAUGUCUCUGUGGGGCCAUCAGGGAGUGUUAAGAAAACCACAGAUGAAGCCCCACAAAGUAUUUUCAAAGAGCAAGCCCUGGUGUCUUUUCCUCCGGGUUGCUCAGGACCCAAGCUGAGGGACAGAGACCUUGACCUUUGGGGACCUCAGGUGUCCUGGACUUUGGCCUAGAGCAGCUAACUCGAGGAGGAGGGACCUCACUUGGGCCCAGGGUAAACCACCUUCGCACUCCCUGGGCCUCUCAGACCUGUAACCUCACAGGCCCUGUUUUUACACUGAUCACCUAAAACUUGUUUUGUUUUUCUAGUAGAAAAGGUUUCCUCUGGAUCGUUUUAUUAUGCGGUUCUCACAGCAAAUCACCUCUUUGCCCCCCAAAUGGCUGUGUUAUGCAGCCUGAGGGAGGUGCUGACACCAACAGCGGCCUUGCAGACAAAGCAAACUGACCACCCAGUAUCCCUGACUGCCUGUUUCCACGAGGUACUGGGCUCUUUGUUAACAUGAUGUGCCACUAUAUUUUACAUUUAUACCUUGGUAUUACACUCUUUUAUAGACUUGCUCUUUUAUAAAUGACAUGUAAAUAGUUUUCCACUCUCCUCCCUUCUGGAAUGCCUAUGGGGUCCCUCCAUUUUUUUUCUGGGUCCAGUACAUUUUGUUUCUGUAUAUGACUCCUUGUGUUUUUGAAUCCAAAUUUUUCCUCUGUAGUAUUUUUUAAAUAAAUCAGUGUUUACAAUUUUAGAA